Exophiala viscosa is the source of this 1991-nucleotide messenger RNA. RefSeq names its product pre-mRNA-processing factor 4. NCBI's taxonomy places the organism in Eukaryota, Fungi, Ascomycota, Eurotiomycetes, Chaetothyriales, Herpotrichiellaceae. The transcript has a single exon. Gene Ontology annotation, cellular component: U4/U6 x U5 tri-snRNP complex. The coding region runs from base 373 to 1893 and encodes 506 amino acids. The record is from RefSeq and is a predicted model, not a curated record. Gene Ontology annotation, biological process: mRNA splicing, via spliceosome. Gene Ontology annotation, molecular function: protein binding; U6 snRNA binding; U4 snRNA binding.
AAGAAAUUUAUCUGUCGCUUCGGUUCAACCAGGAACGAGUGCCCUACCACUAGCAAAUCUCUGAGAAUUGUGUCGAUCGACGGUAUUCACCCCCGGGGCGGCUGAGAAGAUUCAUGGACGCGAGAUAGAGGGAAACUUCACCUCCUCCCUCACCGACCCUACUCACCACCCACCAUCACCGCCCGCCAACAUGAUGAAUCCCGCGCGCAAGGCAUAUGUGGAGGAGGCACGCGAGGUAAGUCUCCCCAGACCAAUCACUGGUGGUUUGCCUGUGUGUUUACAACCUCCUGGAAGGCCCCGAACCUCCCGAACAUCGAGCAUUAUGAGUGGGCAUGGAAGACUGACGGUCAUGGCUGAGAAUAGGAUGUAGAGAUGGGCUUGGAUCUGGCCAGCAUUCCCAUCGACCGCAACUAUGAUAUGUCCGCUGGUGCCGACGGUGUGGCCCCCGAAAAAGCGUCCGCCAUACUUUCACAAUUCGACCGCAAACGAAGACUUGCCCAGCUAGCGGUACCUACAGAUGACGGAAAAGUCAGAGCACGGCUACGUGAGCUCGGGCAUCCGAUUACUCUUUUCGGCGAAGGACCAGCGGAGAGAAGAGAUCGACUGAAAUUGAUAAUCUUGGAUCAGGAGGAGGCUGCAGGCCAAGAUGGCAUCGUUAGCGAUGUUCAGAUGCAGGAAGCCGGUCAGGAGGAGGCGGAUCAGGAAGAAGAAUUCUAUACAGAGGGCGUGCCCGAACUUCUCGAGGCGAGGAGAACCGUCGCCAAAUAUUCGUUACCGAAAGCGAAGUCCAGGAUUAUGCGACAAAGGGAAGACUCCACGAUCCCGCUUCGAACACAUGUCAAACAUCGCAAAGAAAUCAAAGAAAAGCUGCAGGACUUCGAGUUGUUCGGUACACAAAUCGCAGGUGAGCGGCCAGUCAGCAUAACACGGUUUGCGCCAAAUGGUGAGAUCAUUGCUGCCGGUAAUUGGGCAGGAGGAAUCAAAUUGCUCGAUGUACCGAACCUGGACGAGAAAGUCACCUUGAGAGGUCAUACGGGAAUCGUUGGUGGUAUCGCUUGGUACCCUGGCGCGACUCUGCCUUCCUCGAAUGUUUCGCCCGACGCUCUGAACCUCGCCAGCGGUGCUGGCGGACAAGGCGGCGCGAGCGACAUCCACCUUUGGUCUCUCAACAAAGAGACGCCCAUAUCGACUUUACAAGGUCAUACCGAUCGUGUCUGUCGUGUGGAAUUUCAUCCUUCUGGCAAAUAUCUGGCUUCGGCAUCAUUCGACACCACGUGGAGACUGUGGGAUGUUGAGACUACCGCCGAGCUGUUACUACAGGAGGGCCACUCAAGACAAGUGUUUACCGUCAGCUUCAAUAGCGACGGGUCACUACUAGCAAGUGGAGGGUUUGACAGUAUGGGGCGGAUAUGGGAUCUACGAACCGGACGCACGAUCAUGAUAUUGGAUGGCCAUGUUCGCGAGAUAUAUACGCUCGACUGGGGCACUGACGGUUAUCGAGUACUGUCCGGUUCCGGUGAUGGCUGGGUCAAGUGUUGGGAUAUUCGACAAGUCAAACAACAUGGUGGCAUAGGUGCUCAUAAUGGAAACGUGUCUGACUUGAGGUGGUUCAAGGGUAUGGACGCUGACGUUUCUUCAUUGGUGGAGUCAUCUGGUGUGAGACAGGAACACAACCCUCGAAAGGCCGGCACUUUCUUCGUUUCUGGAGGCUUUGACAAGAACGUCAAUAUUUACUCGGCUGAUGAUUGGACACUGGCGAAGCAGUUGAGUGGACAUUCGGGAAACGUCCUCAGCGUGGAUGUCACUAAUGAUGCCAAAUGGAUUGCCAGCAGUGGUCACGACAGGACUGUGAAGUUAUGGGGACGCAGCGACGGUCAAGGACUCUAUGACUGAACGAUCAUCAUCGAGACUGUUUGCAGAGUCUAUGGCAGUGCUCACAUUCCCAAAUGAUGCUCAACUUUCAAAACAUCCACCUAGGACUAUCCAGCAUC